Messenger RNA from Numida meleagris (helmeted guineafowl), 2516 nucleotides. RefSeq names its product mitogen-activated protein kinase kinase kinase 12 (gene MAP3K12). The coding region runs from base 918 to 2516 and encodes 532 amino acids. NCBI's taxonomy places the organism in Eukaryota, Metazoa, Chordata, Aves, Galliformes, Numididae. Gene Ontology annotation, molecular function: ATP binding; JUN kinase kinase kinase activity. Gene Ontology annotation, biological process: protein phosphorylation. The record is from RefSeq and is a predicted model, not a curated record. The transcript has 8 exons.
CCCCCCACCCUGACAGGACCUGACCUCCCCCCCCCACCUGCCCUACCUCAGUUUCCCCCUUGUGCACAGCCUUGUGCAUCCUCGUGCAGAACUGGUGCCUGCACGUGUGCAAGGGGCUGCACAUGCAGUGCAGGUGUGGGGGUGCACACACGGGCACAGGGGUGCAAGUGCAUGCAGUGGGGUGCAGGCAUUGUGCAAAGCGGUUGCACACACUUGUGUGAGGGGGUGCAAAUGCAGGGCUGCAGGCGUAGAUGCAAGGGCAUGCAUGGGGUUGCACGUGGGUGCUGGUGCAUGCUCAGGGUGUACAUAGGUGCAGAAGAUGCACACCGGUGCAGGGAUGUAGGUGCAAGCAACAUAGGGUGCAUGGAUUGUGCACGGGGGGUUGCACACGUAGGGCUGCAGACAUGGGUGCAGGGGCAUGCAAGGGGUUGCACUUGGGUGCUGGUGCAUGUGCAUUGGUGCACAUGGGUGCAGAGGUGCAUGCACGGGGUGUACACAGGUGCAGGAGUUGCACGUAGGUGCAGGAGUUGCACGUAGGUGCAGGAGUUGUAUGCAGGUGCAGGGGGUGCAUACACAGAGGUGCACGUGGGUGCAGCAGUGGAGGUGCAUGCAGUGAGGUGCGCGCCGGUCCAGGGGUUGUGCACAGGGAGUUGCACGCUGGUGCAAGUGGGUGCAGAUGUGGGUGCAGGUGCAGAUGUGGGGCGCUAGUGCAUGCACGUUGCUGCAAAUGGGGGCACACGUGGGUGCAAGGGUGUGCAGGUGCACACGCAGUGUGCACACAGGUGCUGGAGAUGCACACAAGUGCAGAGGUGCAUGCAGGGGGUGUAUGCAGGUGCACACGUGUGCAGGGUUAUGGAGACGUGUGAGGCUGCACACGGGUGUGAGCGGUGCUGGUGCGCACACUGGGGUGCCCAGGCAUGCACAGGGGUGUGCAGAGGUGCAGGGUGCACGCGCGUGCGAGAGGGUGCAGGCGCAAAAUGAUGGGGUGCACGGUGGCGCAAGGUUGCAGAUGCAUGCAGGGGGGUGAAGGUGCAAGCGACGGGGUGCACAUCAGUGCAUGGACAUGCAGGAGGGUGCAGGCGCAAAGUGGCAGGGUGCACGUGGGCCCGAGGGUGCAGGUGCAUGCAAGGAGCGCGGGGGGUGCAGGUGCCUGCAGGGCUGUGCAGGCGCACGUAAGGGGGUGCGCACCCACCCUCCCCCCUCCCCAGGCCAUGGCCUGCCUGCACGAGACGCGGACGCCCUCCCCGUCGCUGGCGGUGGCCUCGGAGGGGACCCCGGAGCAGGAGCUGACCCCGACGCAGUGCGCCCUGAGAGAAGGACCCCCCCCCAUCCCCGCCGCCCCCGAGGCCUGGCCCCGCCGGGGCCCCCCCCGUGCAGCUGAACCCGGCGCUGUGGGGCCGCUGGCGGCAGAGGGGGCCCACCUGCGGUGCCAGGCGGCGGGGGGCUUCCUGGAGGGGCUCUUCGGGUGCCUCAAACCCGUCUGGAGCAUGAUCGGGAAGGCCUACACCGCCGAGCACAAGCACCCGCCCGAGGACCCCUGGGAAGUGCCCUUCGAGGAGAUCCUGGACCUGCAGUGGGUGGGCAGCGGAGCGCAGGGCGCCGUCUUCCUGGGCCGCUUCCACGGCGAGGAGGUGGCGGUGAAGAAGGUGCGGGACCUGAAGGAGACCGACAUCAAGCACCUGCGCAAGCUGAAGCACCCCAACAUCAUCACCUUCAAGGGUGUGUGCACCCAGGCUCCCUGCUACUGCAUCAUCAUGGAGUUCUGCGCCCAGGGCCAGCUCUACGAGGUGCUGCGCGCCGGGCGCAAGGUCACCCCCUCGCUCCUGGUCGAUUGGUCCAUGGGCAUCGCCGGCGGCAUGAACUACCUGCACCUCCACAAGAUCAUCCACCGCGACCUCAAGUCGCCCAACAUGCUCAUCACCUACGACGACGUGGUGAAGAUCUCGGACUUCGGCACCUCCAAGGAGCUCAUUGACAAGAGCACCAAGAUGUCCUUCGCCGGCACGGUGGCCUGGAUGGCGCCCGAGGUCAUCCGCAACGAGCCCGUCUCUGAGAAGGUCGACAUCUGGUNCUUCGGGGUGGUGCUGUGGGAGCUGCUGACGGGAGAGAUCCCCUACAAGGACGUGGACUCCUCGGCCAUCAUCUGGGGGGUGGGCAGCAACAGCCUCCACCUGCCCGUCCCCUCCGGCUGCCCCGACGGCUUCAAGGUGCUGCUGCGGCAGUGCUGGAACAGCAAGCCCCGGAACCGGCCGUCCUUCCGGCAGAUCCUGCUGCACCUCGACAUCGCCUCCGCCGACGUCCUCUCCACCCCACAGGAGACCUACUUCAAAUCCCAGGCAGAGUGGCGCGAGGAGGUGAAGCUGCACUUCGAGAAGAUCAAAUCGGAGGGGACGUGUCUGCACCGCCUCGAGGAGGAGCUCAUCAACCGGCGGCGCGAGGAGCUGCGGUCUCCAGCACCCCCCGGAGCCCUCAGCACGGAAAGAGACGGGUCCGAACCGCGCCACCCGCACUGCUGA